Molecule: messenger RNA, 477 nt
Organism: Rhododendron vialii
Lineage: Eukaryota; Viridiplantae; Streptophyta; Magnoliopsida; Ericales; Ericaceae
Exons: 1
Coding region: 1-477 (158 amino acids)
Source: RefSeq, a predicted model, not a curated record
AUGGGAGUUCAACAGGGGGCUGACCAGGUGGCCUUGGCCACGUACCAACUGGAAGGGGAAGCUGAUUAUUGGUGGGAGGCUACCAAGAAUACUGUGAAUCUCGCCACAAUUACAUGGACUCAAUUCGAGGAGAUCUUUUUGGAGAAGUAUUUCCCUACACCGAUUAAGGACCAGAUGGCACAGGAGUUUCUAGCACUUAGGCAAGGAACGAUGACUGUGACACAGUACAUGGCACGAUUUGAGGAGCUAUCACGACACGCAUCGAUGUAUGUCCCUACUGAUGCUGCUAAAGCGAGAAAGUUUGAUUGGGGGUUAGAGGACCCUCUUCGGGGAAAAGUCGUUGGUAUGGAGCUUUCAACCUUCUCUCGGGUGGUGAGAGCCACUUUGAUCAAUGAAAGGGAACUCAAUGACUCUCGUAGAAUUUUGAAUCAAAAGAAGGCUACUCAAAUGGGAGGACCAAUCCGUAACAACAAUUAG